AUGGAACUGCAAGACCCGGCACGGCCGCGGACAUUUGCGUGGCAAGACGGGAGUUCUCGCCGGUCACCCGAACACUGGAAGGUUCCCAACUUGAAUUGCAGGAGCAUUUGGCUUUGUUGGUUCAUGGACGACUCGGACCUCGGCAUUUGCCCGUUCCGAUUCCUCACACCUGUUGACGUGACCAACUGGAGAUGCCUCGCCAAGUACAGACACGUCUUGACCACCCUCGUGCAGAUUGCUAUCGACAGGCAGUUGGCGCCAUCGGAAGCCGCCAUCGCCACGUUGUCGCGGCCGCAGCUCAAGGCGCUAUUUGUGCCGUCGUUUCGUGUGCUGAAACUUGGUGUUCCAAUGGAAGUUAUGUCUGAGAUGGACACGAAUAGCAUUGCUGCCGUCCACAAGGUGUUGACUUCCACCGACGCAUUGCAUCCAUGA
Messenger RNA from Aphanomyces astaci, 432 nucleotides. RefSeq lists its product as hypothetical. NCBI's taxonomy places the organism in Eukaryota, Oomycota, Saprolegniomycetes, Saprolegniales, Verrucalvaceae. The record is from RefSeq and is a predicted model, not a curated record. The transcript has a single exon. Bases 1 to 432 code for a protein of 143 amino acids.